GCCCGACUUCCGCCGUUGGUGGCCACCCGCAGGUAGUGGUGUCGAGCGUCGAGCUCCCAGAACCGAGCUGGUGGGGGGCUGCUGGUGGCGGCGCAGUCUUUCGGUAGGCGGUAUGAGUUUGGCUGGGGGCCGGGCACCCCGGAAGACCGCUGGGAACCGGCUUUCUGGGCUUUUGGAGGCAGAGGAGGAAGAUGAGUUCUACCAGACGACUUAUGGGGGUUUCACAGAGGAAUCCGGAGAUGAUGAGUAUCAAGGGGACCAGUCAGACACAGAGGACGAAGUGGACUCUGACUUUGACAUUGAUGAAGGGGAUGAACCAUCCAGUGAUGGAGAAGCAGAAGAGCCAAGAAGGAAGCGCCGAGUAGUCACCAAGGCCUAUAAGGAGCCUCUCAAGAGCUUAAGGCCUCGAAAGGUCAGCACCCCGGCUGGUAGCUCUCAGAAGGCCCGAGAAGAGAAGGCACUACUGCCAUUAGAACUACAAGAUGACGGCUCUGACAGUCGGAAGUCCAUGCGUCAGUCUACAGCUGAGCAUACACGACAAACGUUCCUGCGGGUACAGGAGAGGCAGGGCCAGUCAAGACGGCGAAAGGGGCCCCACUGUGAGCGGCCACUAACCCAGGAGGAACUGCUCCGGGAGGCCAAGAUCACAGAAGAGCUUAAUUUACGUUCACUGGAGACAUAUGAGCGGCUCGAGGCUGACAAAAAGAAGCAGGUUCAUAAGAAGCGGAAGUGCCCUGGGCCCAUAAUCACCUAUCAUUCAGUGACAGUGCCACUUGUUGGGGAGCCAGGCCCCAAGGAAGAGAACGUUGACAUAGAAGGACUUGAUCCAGCUCCCUCGGCGUCUGCAUUGACUCCUCAUGCUGGGACUGGACCCGUCAACCCCCCUGCUCGCUGCUCACGUACCUUCAUCACUUUUAGUGAUGACGCAACUUUCGAGGAAUGGUUCCCCCAAGGGCGGCCCCCAAAAGUCCCUGUUCGGGAGGUCUGUCCAGUGACCCAUCGUCCAGCCCUAUACCGGGACCCUGUUACAGACAUACCCUAUGCCACUGCUCGAGCCUUCAAGAUCAUUCGUGAGGCUUACAAGAAGUACAUUACUGCCCAUGGACUGCCGCCCACUGCCUCAGCCCUGGGCCCUGGCCCGCCACCUCCUGAGCCCCUCCCUGGCUCUGGGCCCCGAGCCUUGCGCCAGAAAAUUGUCAUUAAAUGAAGAGAUGUCUAGUCCUCAGAAACUUCUAUCCUGCCCUGAUUAGGGCUCUUGCUGUUCCGUUUCCUCUCCCUGCUUCUCCCCUUUGUCACCUCUGAUCUUUGCCUAAUCUAUUUCUUUUUCCUUUUCCCCUAGUUCUUACAGGUUUCGUUGUGUUUUUUAAUCUAAUAAAAUAGAAGGAUCCCUUU
Molecule: messenger RNA, 1392 nt
Organism: Pongo pygmaeus (Bornean orangutan)
Lineage: Eukaryota; Metazoa; Chordata; Mammalia; Primates; Hominidae
Gene: VPS72
Product: vacuolar protein sorting 72 homolog
Exons: 6
Coding region: 113-1207 (364 amino acids)
Cellular component (GO): nucleus
Source: RefSeq, a predicted model, not a curated record